AUGGGUUCAACAAAAUCUUUCCGGUAUGAAGUUCUCGUGUCCGAAGAACAAGCGCAACCGAAUGCAAUGACUUCCUCCAAUUCGGUUUCUCAGUCAUUCUCGUUUCAAACACGAAUUCAAAGAUUUAAAUGUGACAGGGAAAAUAUGCAGCAAUAUUGGAUUCCUGAGGGAUUUCAUCCUAUUCUUGUCCCUCGUGCUUACUUACAAUCUAAUUUAUCUGCUGCAAAUAAUGACAAUACGAGACAAAUAACGACCACGUCCGCUUCAGCUGGUAAUGUUCAAAUGUUACCUAAUGGCACUUCUAAUGUUAAUGUACCUUCAAGGCCACUUCAACCAAGGACCGCCAUUGCUACCCCUAAUGUAAUUAUUGGUGGUGGUAAUGUAAUGACACAAACCAUGAAAAGACGUCUCCCUGCAAAAGACCAGAUCAUUGUUCCUCCUCCAAGGUCAUUAAAUGCUCAAGCGCUCUAUUACUUUCAAAAACGUAGGGAAUUAAUAGAAAAUAGAUCUAUCAGUUCUAAUGUUUCAAUGGAUACAGUUCCUUCAAAAACUAUUGAACAAAUGUGGCAAGAAGAACCGGUCAUUAUAAAAAGACAUUACGAACGACUUGCUUUACGAAUAAAAAUUGAACAAGCUCUUUCAUCAAGGGCAAAUCAUAUCAGGCAAAGACGUCAUCAACCGUAUAAUAUAGACCGAAAUAACUAUGUCACCUCUUUGACUGGUUCUUCAUCACGUGUCAUUCGCUCAUGUCAUACGAUGAGUAAUAUGAACACUAUAAACAAUGCACCAUUUAAUGUCAACAGCAGUUCUUUAAAUAGAAGUAGUUUUGUUUCAUCAACAACAGAAAACCGCCAUUAUGAUAAUACGUGUAAUGCUUUGCCCUCUUCCUCACAAGGCUUUACACCAAAUCACGUGUUAAAUUUGAAUUCACCUCUGGUCUCUUCCUGCCGGAAUGUUCGAAAUGAGAAUGCUAGUAACAUUGUAGGAAAUGAUUUUGAAAAUUACUCUACGUGCGAUAAUAGCGAUGCCGAAUACGAUGAAGACGACAACGAAGGCCUCGACUAUUAA
Molecule: messenger RNA, 1068 nt
Organism: Dentiscutata erythropus
Lineage: Eukaryota; Fungi; Glomeromycota; Glomeromycetes; Diversisporales; Gigasporaceae
Source: the annotation of a GenBank genome assembly